AUAGCAACAGAAAAACAACAACAAGAGACUACAAGCCACGCGAAAUACUUCACAAACGUUGUUUAUGAUUGCAACUGUUUUAAGAAUCAUUGCUACAUGCAAAAUUGUUUUCAAAGAAACAUUGAUUACUUCAAGCGAGUAAAAAAUGGGUUGUGGGAAUUCCAGAUCAGCAACUUUAACGGGGAAGAAGAAAAGUACGAGUUUGAACAACUCGAAAGUUUUUUUACAGUCAGACAUAAAUAAUAAUAUGGAGAAAAAUGCUGUGAAAACGAAUAUUACGGAAUAUACAAAAAUGAAGCGUGAUUUAUCGGCUUCGUCAAGCAGAACAGCAGAUAGCGGAAUAUGUGAAUCACCAACUGAAACAGUCAAUGAUGGAAUAUGUAAUCAAACGUUGACUAAAGUCGAAGUUUUAAAACAUCCUUCUUCACAAGUAUCCAAAGAAGCUUGGUGUUCAAUGACACAAACUGAUGAAGAAAAGAGAUUUGAAUCAGAAACGAGAACAGACAAUGGUGAAGACCCAGCAUUAGUGGAUAAUAAUACUUUAAAACAAAGAUCAGUGACCAGAGGCGCCAUUGCAUUUGAUAUAUCAUUUUGCCCGGAGACGGGCAACAAGAAGAAAGCACAAUUACCAAAACUCAAAAGGCGAAAGAAAAAAACACUAACGAAAGAAGAAUUGGAAGAAAAAAUGAGAAAAGCCACAGAAAGAAGACAGGAACACAACAAAAAAAUUCAAGAAAAAUCACAAGUAUUUAUUCACCAGUACGAAAUGAUGACUGAAAGAAAAAAUGCUACAGCACAAGGGAAGAAUAAAUGUGAAAAGAAAAAUGACAUUGUUAUGCAUAAUGUAACCAAUGACAACAGUUCCUUAACAGUACAAGAAAUGUGAAGAAGGCACAGUUGACGCAUAAAAAGACAACAAAAUGUUAUAUGCCGAAAGAUUUGUAAAAGAUAUUACAUUUAUAGACGCAAA
This is a messenger RNA of Xenia sp. Carnegie-2017, 970 nucleotides long. RefSeq lists its product as uncharacterized. The coding region runs from base 146 to 886 and encodes 246 amino acids. The record is from RefSeq and is a predicted model, not a curated record. NCBI's taxonomy places the organism in Eukaryota, Metazoa, Cnidaria, Anthozoa, Malacalcyonacea, Xeniidae. The transcript is spliced from 3 exons.